AAAUAUGGUCAUUGUGUGUUUACAUCCGUCUCCCAAAGCGUCCGCUGUGGACAAUGUUGCCAGAUUGGGCCAAAUUGGUUGGGAAAUCUGGCCCAAUCCGGCAACACUGGCCGAGGCACACGAGUAACGAACGGAAACGUCACUCUAUUAAGUUUUUUCCUCAACCGCCAUUUUGUGUGUCCCAGGCAGUUGAUCGGACGAAGUGGUACUCCUGAAAUGGAUAAUAAUCCCAUUGCGUUGUAGAUAUUUAUAUUUUAACCGAGCGUACAUUUAUUACCAUCUAUCAGGAUACACGUACCUGUUUUUUACAAAUAGGUCGGUUCUCUCUCUGUCGACUGCGAGAGAGCUGUCCGGUCGCCUUCAUCUUGUUUACCUUUCGGUCCUACGGUGGCUAAACUCUAGAGCUAACGCUAGCAUCGCUUCCUGCUAGCCAGUUAGCAAGGGUAGGCGAAAUGGCGGCCAAGGCGACGCAAGCAACUCCCGCGACUAACUGGUCGUAUGGAGCUUCCCCGGAUGGCCAGGCUCAUGAGAACCCAGAGUGGGAGAAGGCAAGACAGGCUCUUGCCUCCAUCACCAAGAGCCAGGGCUCCAACAAAGCGCCACCAGCCAACCGAACGCCAGCGGAGGCCGGUCAGUUUCAGCCAUCAGCGCCGGACUCAUCCGCCAUACAACAACAGCAGCAGUACUUUCCAUGGUACCAGCAAAAUCAGCAACAGCAGUAUCCAGCAGGAUACACAUAUCCCUAUAACUAUUACUACCCAAUGAGUCCAUAUGGCUCUACCUAUACACCAAACCAGUACGGUGCUCCUCCAGGUCCAGGUUACCCAGCACCCUCUGCUCCUAAUGGACAGCCUCCACCUGUGCCUGGACUUGAUGAUCAGUCAUCCAACUACCCCCCUCAGGCCCAGCCCCCAGCCCCUGCAAUACCACAGCCUCCCCCUAGUCCAACCAACUUGGAAAAACCACCUCUACCUCCAUCCAUACCGCCCCUUCCCAACUCCCAGUACCCUCCUGCCCCAGCACAAAGCGCCUACAACGGCCCCAACUCAAUGCCUUACCAAUCGGUUGACCCCAACCAUAUGCGUGCGUACAAUCACAACCAGGGAAGAUCCAACUAUGGCCAGGGCUUCCAUGCCCAGAACCCCUACCAAGCUACUCAGAAUAAUCCCCAGAAUCACCCCCAGAAUCAGCAUCAACAACAGCAGCAGCCGCAGCCACAUCAGCAACAUCAGCAGCAUCAACAACAACAACAACAACAGGGCCAGUAUGGACAAGGCCUUGGAAGAGGAGGAGAUGUCAACAAAAAUAAAAACAAUCAGAAACCGGUUGGACAACAACUCUGGCACCGCAUGAAGCAGUCUCCGGCAGCAGGUGCUGUGAAAUUCAAUAUUCCCAAGAGGCCUUAUGUCAUGACCGGUCCAAACCUCCCCCCGGUUGAGCAGCCGUCUGGGUUAAACCUUUCCCCCGGCUCCCCGGCUGGUGCCAACACUGCUUCUGGAGCAGCUCCAAUGAGGCCCCAGGACUGGCCUCAGGCUAUGAAGGAAUAUGUGCAGCGCUGUUUCACUGCCUGUGAGACUGAAGACGACAAGGAUCGCACUGAGAAGGUGCUCAAAGAAGUGCUGCAGGACCGGUUGAAGGAUGGGUCCGCGUAUACCAUUGACUGGAACCGUGAGGCCUUGCCUGAACUGAAAGCCAAGCAGUCUCGCUGGGAAGCCGUACCAUCACAGAGGACUUUGGACAGCGCUAUAAGCCGCGGUGGAAGCACUCCGACAGUUGCUCGGGGUCGAGGAGGUGGUGGUGGUGGUGGUGGUGGUGGUGGAGGAGGAGGACACAGGCUUGGGCACUACCGCAACGUUUUCUCCCAGCGGAGCCCAUCAUCGAGCUCGUCCCGCUCUUCGUCUCGCUCACCGUCACCGUCCCACAGCCGACACCGGGACCGCAGCCAGAGACACAGACGCAGUGAUUCCGGCUCCCAGUCUGACAGCAGCAUUUCCAGUGACCUCCGACCUCAGCUGUCUCGGCGGCAAAAAGGAGGCCGGGGUCGUGGCGGUGACAGAGAGCGUGGCCGUGGAGGCGGAGAGAGAGGACGUGGGAGAGGAAAGGCCAAUAGAGGAAGGAGAAACGCUGAUGACGGCAACGCUGGUGUCGGUGGAAAGAAGAGGAAAGGGGGCAACGCCGGCCUGGACUUUCAUGACCCUAUGAGGGAGGCCAAGAAGCAGAGCAGAGCACAACGCUUUCACAAGCAGUUGCGCUCAGAGCCCCUGGUUCUCUCCAUCAACUCCCUGGACCUGCCCAACGGCACCCAGGAGGGCCUCAGUUGGGAGGACUGUCCUAUUGUAGGAACCUGCCAGGACAUCACUAAGAUCUACUUGAGACUCACCUGUGCCCCAGACCCCGCCACUGUGCGCCCUGUGCAUGUACUGAGAAAAUCCAUCCAGGCGGUGAAGCUUCACUGGAAGACGCACCAUGAUUACACCUAUGCAUGUGAACAGAUGAAGUCCAUACGACAGGACCUCACGGUCCAAGGAGUCCGUACAGAGUUCACUGUGGAGGUGUACGAGUGUCACGCUCGCAUUGCUCUGGAAAAGGGCGACCAUGAGGAGUUCAACCAGUGCCAGACGCAGCUUAAAGCCCUCUACAAGGACAAUCCUUCGGAAAACCUUGGGGAGUUUACAGCCUACCGAUUGCUUUAUUACAUUUUCACCAAAAACUCUGGGGAUCUGACCACUGAGCUGGUUUACCUGACCCCGGCCCUGCGGGAGGAUAGCUGUGUAUCUCAUGCUCUCUCCCUCCGGGCUGCCUGGGCCCUGGGCAACUAUAACCGCUUCUUUAAGCUCUACCUGUGUGCCCCACGCAUGGCUUCUUACCUCAUUGAUAAGUUUCUUGACAGAGAGAGAAAGAUUGCAUUACGGGCCAUGCUCAAAACCUUUAGACCCGACCUGCCGGUCCAGAAUGUGCAAUCCGCUCUGGGGUUCACUUGUUUAGACACCUGUUUGGCUUAUCUUGCCGGGUUAGGGGUCACCUACUACCCUUCUGACCCCAGCAAAAUAGACUGCAAAGCCAGCUCAGCAGCUGUGGCAGCUUCUUGAGAGAGGGGAGGGGUUAAGCGAGGUUAGGGGAAGAGCUCUAAAAUGAGGUGCAUAGGGAUGGACAGGGAACCAUAUGGCCGUAUGCACUGCACUCUGAUCACCUCAGCUAGUGGAUGACACGUAGCGGCUGAAGCCAGGCAGAGCAGCUGCAUGGUCGUUGUGGAGGGGUCCUGCUCGCAGACUAAAACCUUACUACUGAGACAAGCUGAGCCACUGACACUUCAAACACAGGACAUACAUUUAACAGCCACCAACAUUUACAAAAACAUCCUAUUACUUAACAAUUCAAACUAGAUCCAAGUUCCAGACACCAGUUUAGUGAUCAAGCCCCACAAUGCCUAGCAGUCAGUGAAGCCCCCCCCCCCCCCCCCCAGGGCCUCACCCCAUUAGCACCCUCGGAUGUAAAGCUAACAGUGUUCUGUUGUGUGUUUCCUUCCUCAAGUCAACAGCUCCCAAGUCCUGAAGAUUCAAGUGGUGUCUUCUCAAAAAGCAAAAUGUCUUCUUCCAAGUCCCCCAUCAAGCUCUCAGCCCUUGGGGCAACGCCCGGGGGAUUGAAGACAACGUGUUGUGUUUUAAAGACUGUAAGCCGAAGUAUCGUGGAGAUCCCAGCAACGCUUAAGAAGAGGAGCUGGUUUGUAUGUCCUGUCCCCUCACCCCUGCCCUUCAAUUAUCCUGAAGUAUCUGCGAUUGGCUGUCAAUGCGAUUGGCUGUCAAUCCUAUCAACCAACCACACCCGCCUGAAUGAAAUGGACUAAUGAAAUGGAGUAGUUCUAGGUCCCGUUCCUGAUUUAAUAAGUAGAAGUCAACAUGGUCUUACCUGGCUAACCACAGUCCUGAAGCUCCCAUAGGAUUGGCCACCAUUAGUACAUCCAUGCCCCUGUGAAUGGCACGCUGCCAUGAUAUAUCCCCAGAUAGCCAAUGACUUUAAUAAUCUGUGUGGCCACUGCCAGCCGGGGCUACCUCCCCUUCCCGGUAACGAGGAAAUCCAACUCAUUGCCCCAGUAUGCCAUCGCCUGCAGGCGGAGGGAAUCCAUCUGCGCCACCAUGGUGAGGUGGAGCCGUGCAGUCAGCACUAGAGAAUCCGGAGUAAGCCUGUCACCUUUGCCAUGGACAGUACACAAAGUAAAUGGCAAUGUCACUGCCCAUCGUAUCAACAGUGGAUUGGCCGCAGAGGAGCCUCUACCUCCAAUUCAACGUCAGCCGUGGCAACGCUCCCAGGAUGGACGUGAUGGUUUGUAUGCUACACCUUGAUCCGGUUAAAGCAGGCAGUUGGCAUGAGUGGCUGGUAAGAGAUGGCAAGUGGCAGUUUUGGGAAGGGCAACAGGGAGGUUACAGUUGAAGACAGAUGACAGUUGGUUCCCUAGCCUAGGUUCUAGAUGUUUAGUUAAAUGUAUUCAACAAAUUAUUCUUUUUUAAACAUCUUCCAUAAGUGGUAAAGGUUUAGAGAAGAUGAUAUAUGCUGCUAUAUAAUUUGACCUACUUGAUAGGGUAAUAAAAAAAUGAAUCAAAGACAAAAAUCAACUUGCAAUAAAUGGGGUUCUGUGGAGAGAGUGGUAGCAAGUAGAGGGAAACAUCAUGAAAACAAAAACCUUCCAGCUAGGAGCCAUAAGUUCUUAACGCCAGGACAUGUCCAUUCCUUAAAUCACAAAGGGAUUUGUUCUGGCAUGAAUACUAAGUAUUUCUAUCCCGAAUAUAUUGCCUGUUCCUGUAUUUGUUGGCACUAAUCUCAUUAAAAAUAACGCAGAAGGCAUGCACAAUGUUUCCCCACAACACAGAUAAAAAAACAGUAUUACACUGCUCAUCUGAGAAAUCACUUUGAGUGUGCAUUUGAGCAAGUAAAUGGCUGGUGUAGGCAUCCAGUGGAGUAUAAACUUGCAGAUUUUCUUUUUGUGAAUAUGUAUAUUUCAGUUUUGCUUCAGUUGGUCUAGCUAUGUUCCCACUAUGGUGUGACCUUUUGUUUUGGCUCAAUUCUUUUUCAACAGUUUAUGUAAAUAUGUACAGCUGAAUUCAGGAUAUUGAUUCCCUUUUUAUAGGUGGCAUUGCUUUGUUAAUGACAUUGACAAGCAUUAUCGUCAAUGCAAUUAGGAUACAUUGGCGGCUCUCGUUGGACAUUGUUUUUCCUAUUAAAUCCAUAAAACAUAGUGACAUAUCUAUUAGUAAUGUUAGUAAUUCUACAACUACUAUUACAUCUAGUAGUAGUGGUUGACCAAGGGGGCAGUUUUCUAAACCAAAUCUUUGUCAGAUAAUGGUUUCGGUCUAUAUUAUGGCUUGUUUAUCUAUCAGUGUGUGUAUAGAAUUUGAGAUUUGGUUGAUUUUGAGUUUAUUUUUUUGUUGUGCGAGUUAUGACAAAUAUUUGGUUUGUUAAACAUCCUCGGGUUCCCAUAAUGGUUAAUAUUUUUGAAAUAUGAACUGUUUUGGUGAUUUUGUAGUGGGGAAAUUGCAAAGUUAAACAAUAUGUUGGAGGUUAAAAUUAGUUGAUUAGAAAUGGGUAUUUAAUCCCAAAUCAUUACAUUUACCAUCAAAAGGAAUGUUUGUUUUCCUACACAUUUGUUGAAUAUGGUUGUUAGAUUUUCCCCACCCUCCUGUUGCUAUUCACUGUUUUGUCUAACAUGCUGCAAGCCUUCUGACUUGUGUGUUUUUAGUACUGCAUUGCAGGAGCUAACGGAGUCAUGUGUGUGGGGGCAACACCGACCUCGGCCUCCUGAAGCAAGCAACCGGAGAGAGAGAGAAUUGUGAGCAAUCCAACUCUUGGUUUGAUCGACUCAAGUUCAAGCCAAACGGCCUGUUCAAAUAUACAUGGGAGGCCCACAUGCUGAAAUGUCUCUGAUGCACAACAUGGUUGCGUUUGUGAAUUUCAAAGAAACGUCCAUUAACCCGCAUCAGUUUACUUGCUCACAUUUCUUUUGUUUUUGAACAACAAUUACAACAUUCUUGUAGUGCUCUGUUUGUCCAGAUGCAUUUAUGAUUUGUGAAAAGACCGUAAAUGUCAAUAUUACAUUCAAUUUUUUUUUCAGUUAAGAUUGUAGUUCAUUUCAGUUUCGGUUUUGUAUUUAGAUAGAUAGGAAUUAGCUUAACUUUCACUUUAGAAUAGAGUAGAACCGCAAAAUCGAUCUGGACAUACAGAAAACAAUGUUUAUUGCUCAACUAGAAAACCUAAGAUGUAUGUUGGUUUACAGCAGUUUGUUUGCUCCUUUUCACUGGCUUGUUGUAAGCCUAAGACUCCAGGUUCAACACUGUAUGUCUCUUACACAGGUGUGUUAAACUGAUGCGCCAAAAUUCAUCAGUGACCCGCCUCUUAAUUCAAUUUGUGUGUCCUCCCGUUAUCAAUUCAUGUUUUUGGUUGGUUGUGAUUCCCUUGUUUUCCCCCUCCUUCGUACGUGCACAAUUCAUCUCUCUCCAUCAGCUUCUGACUAUUUAAAACCUUGUCUUUUGCACCUUGUCCACUCUCUACUCAAAUUUUACUUGCAUGUCCCCCCCCCCCCCCCUCAUCCUCUCCUUUCAUCAAUUUGCUAACCAAGUGUUCUCUCUCUCUAACCACACACUCCAGUUUUUUUGUGUUGAGUAUGUUAGUGCCAUUCUUUGAGUGCAACUUGCCACUCAGUAGUAAGUAUUGUAUUGUGUCUGCAAUCCGUUAACGCUGUGGCUAACUAAUAUCCAAGCUCAAGGAUUAUUGCAAUGUCCCCCUACCCCCUCCUUUACGUCAAUUUCAAUCCUCCACAGAUAUAUAUUAUACUGCCGUUUUGUAUAUGUGUACAUAUUCUUGAUUUUCGAGAAGUCUAAUAAAAUCAAUCAAAUAUGUAUGGCGUCAGUCGUGACUGUCUUUAAUGUGGGAACCUACGGGCUGAACUCUUGGGUGGCGACCAAAGGUCAAUGUGUGGCUUCCGGUGUAGCAAGCUGAUAUAUAUAGGCCAAAACUACUUGGUGCUCCCGCCAUUGUUAACACUCCGAAUAUCCACUAGACUCGAGUACUCUUUGGUCCGGGAGACAUUUUUAAUCUGCACGUACAACUAUUAAUGCAGAUGCAUAUUAGAAAGGCUAAAUCGUUGUUCAGGUCGUUCUUUUUGACUGUGUGCCAUGGUCCUGCUCACACGUGAUUAACGUUCAUUCAAUAUAUUUUCCACCCAUAUGCAGAUAUCGGUUCAAGGAGAAUAGUCACAAUCUUCAAAGUAGAAAAGAUGACUACUUCCAAUUGUUUUAUUGUAAAAUGACUAUUGAAUACUUACUGACAAGUCAGCAAUUAUACUUUUAAGUAAUUCAUUGACAUGUUUAUAGUAUCGAGGAAGGAAAGAAACAUUAAAAAGCAAAUGUCGGAGGUUAAAAAAAAGCAGACGGUCAGAAAACAACGAAGUGUGGAAAGGAAAGAAAACUGGCCAGAGCAUAAUAUAGACCUACACACCAUGCAAAUAGCCUGAAGAAAGACUAAGAAAACUUUCAGGUAUACUACAACUACAAUUCUAAGGGAUGAAAAUCAAUUAACUAACUAAUAAAUUGGACGUCUGAGCACUGAAAGUAGAAUGUGUUAAUGGUAAGCAUGUUAAGUAUUAGGAUUUUUCAGCCACAAAGAGUAAAGACUGCUUGUCUUCUGAGGAGCAGACACAGUAAAAAGUCGAGAAGAUUAGAUAGGCCUAAGUAAAGAAAAGAAAAUGAGCAAAAGAUGAAGGACAGAGGAAAUGAACACAAAGAUGGCUUUAUUUAAAGACCACAGACCAGUCACUAAUCACAAGAAGAAUGAGGUGGUUAAGCCUUAUAUCUGAAACGUUCUGGCACAUGUUCUAUUGAAUAAUGGUCUCAGUUAUUGUUAAAUUAGUUUUCAUCCAACAAGCACAUUCCCAAAAUAUUACACAAUAAGUUUGAAGAAAGCACAUCGGUCUAAGGAUUUCACUCAGGCAAAACAAUCUAAUUUGGUAGACAAAAUAUAUUCA
Molecule: messenger RNA, 8011 nt
Organism: Gadus chalcogrammus (walleye pollock)
Lineage: Eukaryota; Metazoa; Chordata; Actinopteri; Gadiformes; Gadidae
Gene: leng8
Product: leukocyte receptor cluster (LRC) member 8
Exons: 15
Coding region: 453-3089 (878 amino acids)
Cellular component (GO): nucleus
Source: RefSeq, a predicted model, not a curated record